CAUUGUUUUCACUUCACUUCAGAAGACGCUAAUAAAAGCCUCCCAUUCUUGAACUCUUCAUUUCACCGAUCUCUCUCUCCCUCUCUCUCUCUCACGCCCACCCCACUCGUAGUUUCUUUCUCAGCUUCUUAUGGAGAGUCCAACAACACCUUUACAGCCACCCACUUACGGAAACCUAAUCACCGUCCUGAGCAUCGACGGAGGAGGAAUCAGAGGGAUAAUCCCGGCAACUAUCCUUGCCUUCUUAGAGUCUGAGAUUCAGAAACACGAUGGAACGGAAGCAAGACUUGCAGACUAUUUCGAUGUGAUUGCGGGAACUAGCACUGGUGGCUUAGUGACUGCCAUGCUAACAGCCCCUAAUGAACAGAACCGCCCUUUGUUUGCUGCCAAAGAUAUUAAAGACUUCUACCUAACUCACUGCCCCAAAAUUUUCCCCCAAGACCAUAGUUGUCCUAUUGUUGCUCCUGUUACCAAGAUGAUCAAAUCUUUCACUGGGCCAAAAUAUGAUGGCAAAUAUCUGCACUCUAUCGUGAGGGAAAAGUUAGGAGACAUUCGGUUGCACCAGACUUUGACAAACGUGGUGAUUCCAACCUUUGACAUCAGGAAGCUCCAACCAACCAUCUUCUCUAGCUAUGAGGUGAAGAAACAUCCAAGCAUAAAUGCCUUACUUUCUGAUAUUUGCAUUGCAACUUCAGCUGCUCCUACUUAUCUUCCUGCACAUUGUUUUGAAACCCAUGGCUCCGAAAGAAAAGUGAGAAAAUUCGAUCUCAUCGACGGUGGUGUGGCAGCUAAUAAUCCGACUUUAGUUGCUAUCAGUGAAGUGACCAAAGAAAUCACCAGUGGGAGUCCCGACUUUUUUCCCAUAAAGCCAACCGACUAUAGUCGGUUUCUCGUGAUAUCAUUAGGCACUGGUUCAGCAAAGGCUGAAGAGAAGUAUGAUGCUUAUAAAGCGGCUAAAUGGGGUAUGUUGGGAUGGUUGACCUGUGAAAAUUCGAGUCCAUUGACUGAUGUGUUUAUGCAAUCUAGCAGCGACAUGGUUGAUUUUCACAUUGCUACUGUUUUUCAAGCCCUUCAUUCUGAAGCAAAUUAUCUAAGAAUUCAGGAGGAUAAUUUGAAUGGAGAUGAGUCUUCUGUGGACAUUGCCACUCCAACGAACUUGGAGAGACUUGUGACAAUUGGAGAGAGGCUCCUCAAGAAACCAAUUGCAAAGGUGAAUUUUGAAACUGGAGCCUUUGAUCCUUCUACUUGGGGCACAAAUGAAAGGGCUCUCAUAAGAUUAGCAGAAGUACUUUCCAAGGAGAAGCGGGUUCGUGAUAUGAGGUCACCUCAUGGAAGACUGGAAGAUGCAAACCUGAAGAAAUGAAUAACAGCAUCAUUAAUUAUUCAAUCAAUGUCAAACAAUUUAGGCGCAUCUCGGAUUUUUCUUUCGUCAUUCAAAGUACUUACAAACUUGAUUAAUCUUCAAGCAUUUAUGAUUUUCUAAUGUGAACGGCAAGCCAUCUACAGCACAUUUAUGAUGCAAAACAACCUUCUUGUUAUCUGCAAAUAUGAAUAUGGCAUUCUUCAA
This is a messenger RNA of Mangifera indica (mango), 1567 nucleotides long. RefSeq names its product patatin-like protein 2. The coding region runs from base 131 to 1363 and encodes 410 amino acids. Gene Ontology annotation, biological process: lipid metabolic process. Lineage: Eukaryota; Viridiplantae; Streptophyta; Magnoliopsida; Sapindales; Anacardiaceae. The transcript has 7 exons. The record is from RefSeq and is a predicted model, not a curated record. Gene Ontology annotation, molecular function: glycerophospholipase activity; monoacylglycerol lipase activity.